This is a messenger RNA of Anastrepha ludens (Mexican fruit fly), 282 nucleotides long. It is a transcript of the gene ND-MNLL, whose product is annotated as NADH dehydrogenase [ubiquinone] 1 beta subcomplex subunit 1. Gene Ontology annotation, cellular component: mitochondrion. The record is from RefSeq and is a predicted model, not a curated record. NCBI's taxonomy places the organism in Eukaryota, Metazoa, Arthropoda, Insecta, Diptera, Tephritidae. The coding region runs from base 1 to 168 and encodes 55 amino acids. The transcript has a single exon.
AUGCUUGGCUCAGGCAAAAACUACAUUCUGGGUGUGCUACCCAUUAUUGGUUUUGCAAUUGGGCAUUUCCUUGAUAAAAAGGAAACCGAACGUAUGACUUUGUUUCGAGAUAAAAGCGCGCUCUUCGGCCGCCCGGAAGGCUCCGAGGGCAGGGCCCCAUCUUGGUAAUGAUUUUUUUUUUUAAUGGAAUAUAAGUGAAGAAUGUCUAUUUGAGGUACCAUUUAAAAUAAUGUGAAAUAAGCGAACUUGUAUGGUAAAUAAAUACAAAUGGUAUAAACGAAA